This is a messenger RNA of Lasiosphaeria miniovina, 174 nucleotides long. RefSeq lists its product as uncharacterized. Bases 1 to 174 code for a protein of 57 amino acids. NCBI's taxonomy places the organism in Eukaryota, Fungi, Ascomycota, Sordariomycetes, Sordariales, Lasiosphaeriaceae. The record is from RefSeq and is a predicted model, not a curated record. The transcript has 2 exons.
AUGAGCAUCAACACCAACCAGCUUGACCCGUGCCACCAUCCGCUGCAGGCAGUGGCCACGGCCAUUGGCGCUGUCGCCGGCGAGCAGCGCGGACCCCGCGUCAGCCACAUGCAGAGUGCCAACGAGGGCCCAGCCGACAUCAUCGCUAAGGGCAUCCCCUUCUCGGGCCCAUAG